AAGAUUGGAAAGCGAAUCCUGACACAAUAACAUAUGCAUGAAAUAAAGUGGCGCGAUUCUGGAUACAAGCAAUUCAAGCUCAUGGACUCGACAGUUUUACCUUCAAGUCACAAGCGCUCUAAAAGUGAUCCUAUGGAAAGAAGAGUCGGGGAAGAUGGAUUAUGGGAUAACGGUACUGAAAGUUCUUUUCACACAAGCAUGCUUGUGGAAAGCAAUGAAUCCAAGAAGAGGCAAUACCAUAACAUUGAUCUUCAGAGUUCCUUGACUCAAGAGAUUUUCAUGCUUCAAAAACGAUUGCAUCAACAAUUUGUGGUACGAAGUGCAUUAGAGAAAGCAUGUUACCUGCCUUCCUCACAAGAUGCUGCGCUAGAAAACUCGAUGCCAAUGGCGACCAAGGAACUAAUUAAGGAAAUUGGCGUAUUAGAAUUAGAAGUAGUGUACUUGGAACAAUAUCUUCUCUCGCUGUAUCGGAAAAGAUUUGAUCAUCAAAUAUUGUCUCUAUCAGCCAAGGAAAGAAGAUUGGAAACAGAUUCAGACACCAAAAAAGGAAGUUCAUCAGUAAGUGGGACAGUUACUGUCUCUGAGAAAGAGAUUUCAGUUCGUGAACAUAAUCUCCUGUCGCCCAGAAAUUCAGUUGGCUUUCCCCUUAAGGAAUGCAAGAAAGAGUUAGAACCAGAAGCUGUUCUGGACUCAAGUAUUCAUCGAAGUCACUCCACCCUAUCCCAGCAAUCAGUUUGCUUCAUCGAAACUUCUCAGGCCAAAGCUUUGGACACUUUCCAUUCUCUACCGUUGUCUAUGCUAGAGCAAGCUCAGAGUAAUAACUGCAGUUCAAUCUCCCUGGCUGAGCAUCUGGGAAAUUGCUUUUCUGAUAUAGUUCCAGAGACCCCAAACUGGCUUUCUGAGGAGAUGAUUAAGAGCAUAUCAGCUAUAUAUUGUGAACUUGCAGACCCUCCUUUUGUUGGUCAUGAUAAUGCUUCGUCCUUUAUUCCAUUUUCAUCAUCAGCAUAUGAGUUUUCUUCACAAGGCGAGGGAAAUAAGCAGGCCUCACGGUGGAAGAAACAUCGACCCUUCAAUUUAAACUUUAACAACCCUUUCCACAUCAAAGGAUCAAAAGAAUUUGGCGGACCUUAUUGCUCAAUGGUAAAGAUUCACAAGUUAAGCAGAGAUAGUGAAAAAUUAAAAGAAGUUGAGUACAUGCUGCGGAGAUUUAGGUCACUUGUUUCUCGGUUGGAAGAUGUUAAUCCUAGAAACUUGGAGCAUGAAGAAAAGCUAGCUUUUUGGAUCAAUGUGCACAACACCCUAGUGAUGCAUGCUUUAUUAGUUUAUGGAAUUUCAGCCAAUAAUGCCAAAAGAAUUUCUACAGUACUCAAGGCUGCAUAUAACAUUGGGGGUCAUAAUGUAAGCGUAGAACUCAUACAGAACUCGAUUCUGGGAUGCAGAUUGCCUCGUCCGGGACAAUGGCUGCAGAUUUUGUUUCCUACAAAAACAAAACUUAAGGUUAGAGAUGCAAGAAAAGCAUAUGCAAUACACCGACCAGAACCUUUGUUGCUAUUUGCCCUCAGUUCAGGAAGCCGUUCUGAUCCUGCGGUGCGUUUGUAUACAUCCAAGAGAGUCUCGGAGGAGCUUGAAUCUGCGAAAGACGAGUACAUUCAAUCUACCAUCUCUGUGACCAAGGAACAGAAAAUACUUAUUCCAAAGAUAGUUGAUUUCUUUGCAAAAAGCUCACGUCUUGGGGCAGUUGGUUUGAUGGAGGUGGUCAAGAAUAACCUUCCUAAUUCUCAAAGGAAAAUCAAUCAAGAGUUUCAAUCAAAAGCAAGCUGGAAAGGCAUUGAGUUGGUCCCUCAUGACUUCAGUUUCAAUUACUUGAUUUCGAAGGAGUUAGCUUGGUAAUCACAUGCCUCAGUAGAUAUUAGCAUCAUAGCUUGGAAUGACAGAAGAAUCUUAAUUCAGGAUAAUCAUGAGAAGGAAAAAAAUCACAAGCUCCUUCUUGGACGAGGCAGAAGACUUGAUGUCGAAAUGAACCAAGAUUGGAAUGAUAUUUAACACUUGAGCCUCCUAGCAUGACUGAAGUGAAAUUGUUCAACCUGGAAGUGGCAGCCCAGAAGGCAAGCUUCUAUGUUGAUAUGUUUGGCUGGAGAUAAGAGAAAAGGGAAAGGGAAAGCUUAAUUCAAGCAUAGCUCUUAUUGAGUUAGGAUGAUGAAGAAUUUUCCCUAUCCUUUAAAAAUCUCCUAAAAUCCUCCCUAUUUCUUCCAAUCUGAAAAUUUUUGGAAGAGAGAAUCUUCCUAUUUCCUAAGCAAGAAUUAGGAAAAUAAUUAUCCCUUGCUUUCCUGUCCUUCUCCUCCCUUCCCCUUCAACCCAAAACAUAUCCUAAAUGUUUUGUGUUCAUAUGAACAAUGAAGCUUGUAAAUCAUUAGUCUUGCUUGAUUGGCAUGGUUAUGAUUUAUCAAGCAAUGGUUAUGAUUCAAUUGUCAUUCCUAGUCUAUUUAAGAACCUUAUUGACAAGUUUGCGCUGAUGCUUAGUGCUGUAGAGACCAGAGAAUUGAGUAGUCAAUUGAAGUGAUGUUUAUACUA
This is a messenger RNA of Neltuma alba, 2571 nucleotides long. RefSeq lists its product as uncharacterized. NCBI's taxonomy places the organism in Eukaryota, Viridiplantae, Streptophyta, Magnoliopsida, Fabales, Fabaceae. The record is from RefSeq and is a predicted model, not a curated record. The transcript is spliced from 11 exons. Bases 34 to 1890 code for a protein of 618 amino acids.